GUAAAGCCCAACGGUUCGUCGAUACCGACCUACCGCGAGGUGACGCUCAUUCGACGGAACCACCUCUCGGCGGACCGGAAGCUCCCACAAACUCGGAAGAACCCAACCGACGAGGAGGGGAUGGAUGUAGACUGCCAGCCCGAGGAUUCCUUUAAGGAGGACUGUGUUGUGCAUGGAAAUGUCAAGGACAUGAGUUUGGAGGCGGAGGCAGUGGUAAAAGACGUGCUUUUUGCCGUGGAUGAAAUGCACGUGUCGCAAAGUCUCAACAGCGCGUCAGAUGUGGCCUACAUUAACGUGGAAACAAGAGAGGGAAACCGGUACUGUCUGGAGCUCACAGAGGCCGGAUUAAGGGUGGUGGGCUAUGCCUUCAAUCAAGUGGACGAGGAUUUAAACACACAGUAUCACGAGACCGUUUACUCACUUCUCGACAAGCUGAGUCCGGGCUACAGAGAGGCCUUUGGGAACGCUUUGCUACAGCGGCUGGAGAGGCUCAAGCAAAACGGACAGUAAAAAGGACUUCAAAGUGGAACAGAGGUUGUUAAUGUGGGUCUUUUUGGACAUAGGCACCAAGUCUGGUCAAAUGUAAUUCCAAUAUGUGGUGUCCACCUUCCUAGCAACCACUACAAUAAGGGGUACUUCGACUGCUUGGUUUGGGACUUCCAUAUUGAAUGACGUCAUGUGGAUUGGCCAUAUGGGUCUGUUGCAACAUUUACUUUGGAAAGAUUUUCCCAACUUGUACCUUGCAGAUUUGGCGCUAUGCACAUCAUUUGAGAAUGUCACACCUACUCCAACUCUAAAUGAGCCAAGACAGGCUGCAUGAAUUAGUUUCUCUGCCCGCACUGAAACCAGAAUCUGCUCAAGCAGGUAUCAGCCAAAGCUACAGUCAACUCCCACACUACCUGCCUUAAUGAAUGCACUUGGUUUAAAUUUUAAAAACAUUUUUAAGUGUAACCAUAGCUUGCAUUCCAAGCUUUUGCUAUGAAAGGAAAAUAUCCCAGAGGUUUUAAUGUAUAUAUUUUGUCAGUGCGUUUCUGCACUAGCGCUUGAGUGUUAAUUGUGCACUCACAUGGUCACGUUCUGCUGUUGACCUUUGCCCAGACCAAUAAAGUCACAGAACUGUUGUUCCUCAUGUUUAACCUUCUAUAAAUCUGACAGGAGGGAAAACCAUGCAUAGCUGCAGAAAGACCAGCAUAGAGUUUGAAAUAAAUAGGUUCACACUAUGCCACAUUCAUGUUUCUUUAUUCUUAAUGCACAAUCUCGUAUUACACAUGUCUAUUAGUACACGGUCCGUAAGAAAGAUUACAAAAGUUCUAGUUGGGAAAAAAAAAAAAAAAAUACAGAA
Pungitius pungitius (ninespine stickleback) is the source of this 1342-nucleotide messenger RNA. RefSeq names its product gsk3b interacting protein (gene gskip). Gene Ontology annotation, cellular component: cytoplasm. The record is from RefSeq and is a predicted model, not a curated record. Gene Ontology annotation, molecular function: kinase regulator activity; protein kinase A binding. Gene Ontology annotation, biological process: regulation of canonical Wnt signaling pathway. NCBI's taxonomy places the organism in Eukaryota, Metazoa, Chordata, Actinopteri, Perciformes, Gasterosteidae. The transcript has 3 exons. The coding region runs from base 121 to 510 and encodes 129 amino acids.